Molecule: messenger RNA, 1050 nt
Organism: Drosophila ananassae
Lineage: Eukaryota; Metazoa; Arthropoda; Insecta; Diptera; Drosophilidae
Product: N-alpha-acetyltransferase 20
Exons: 1
Coding region: 85-582 (165 amino acids)
Biological process (GO): N-terminal peptidyl-methionine acetylation
Cellular component (GO): NatB complex
Molecular function (GO): protein-N-terminal amino-acid acetyltransferase activity
Source: RefSeq, a predicted model, not a curated record
AUAAAAGCAUAAUAUUUUGGGCAUUAAACAAUAAAAUAUUAUUUGGUAGAUUGGUUUUUUUAAAUUCAAAUAAUUAUAAAAAAAAUGACAAGUCUUAGGGAAAUGCGCUUCGAUGAUCUCUUUAAAAUUAACUCUCUAGCAUUCGACUCCCUAACCGAAAUGUACAGCUUGACUUUCUUUGUAAAGCAUCUUCUGGAGUUCCCAGAACUAAGUCAGAUAGCCAUCGCCCCCGGUCCGGAGGGUAGACGAAUGGGCUAUAUCUUUGGGGUCUACCACUUGACAAAAAAUAAUGAGAUCUAUGGCCACGUUGCGGCCCUGACUGUCUCCCCGGAGUACAGACGUAUUGGAGUGGCCACAACAUUGAUGGACUUCUUUGACAGGAUCUUGGACUUCAAAGGAGCAAACUACGUCGAUCUUUAUAUGAGAGUCAGUAAUAAGGCUGCCUACGAUCUGUAUUGUUCCCUGGGAUAUGCCCUUCGUCGCACUGUGCAGGACUAUUAUCCGGACCAGCCCAACCCGGAAGAUGCCUACGAAAUGAGAAAGUACUUCCCCCGGCCUCUGGAGGUUCAAGCUGUUGGAUAAUAAAAUUCAGCUAGUUCUUUUUCGGAUUGUACAGCUAAUUAAAGAAAAUCAAUUGAGGUGGAUUUUUAAACGACAGCCGAAUUUCCGUUGACGCACAAGGGAAAACUAUAGCGGAUGGAUACAUUUAAAAAAAUCAGUGCAGAUACUCUCGAACAAACGCAUUUAUGUUCGUCGUAUCGUUGCCAAACAAAAUUCAAUUGCAAAUUGCCGUUUCGAGAUGGUCAAGGCUUUUGUUGUUGGCCUUUCUAUUAGCAACAUUUUUUAAAGCAAACAAAUUGGAAUACAUAUUCCUAUUAUAUAUAUAUAUGUAUAUCUAUAAAAGUGUAGUCUGGUCUGAAACACGCGCAAUGAUUUUCAAAAUUUGCCAUUUGCCAUUUUGCGCAACUCGAAACGGCGAAAAUCUAAAAAUUCUGGUUCAAUGUUGUCAUAUAAACAAAUCUUGUUUCCAUAUGCUUUCUGACACAUGUA